Messenger RNA from Telopea speciosissima, 1413 nucleotides. RefSeq names its product phosphoribosylformylglycinamidine cyclo-ligase, chloroplastic-like. Gene Ontology annotation, biological process: 'de novo' IMP biosynthetic process; adenine biosynthetic process. The record is from RefSeq and is a predicted model, not a curated record. Gene Ontology annotation, cellular component: cytosol. Bases 39 to 1295 code for a protein of 418 amino acids. NCBI's taxonomy places the organism in Eukaryota, Viridiplantae, Streptophyta, Magnoliopsida, Proteales, Proteaceae. The transcript has 9 exons. Gene Ontology annotation, molecular function: phosphoribosylformylglycinamidine cyclo-ligase activity; phosphoribosylamine-glycine ligase activity.
CUUCAAGUAUCCUACUUAUCUCACUUUUCCAUCUAUCAAUGAUUUGUAACUACAUUGAAACUAGGCGGAGCUGUCUUGUGUGCUUUUCACUCAUCACAAUGAGUAUGAGCUAUGGACCAAAUGCAGAGCUUGUACAUUUUGUUGCGGUUUUAAAUAGAGCUCCUGAUCAGAAAUUCUACUUCUCAAAGCCCUCAAUCUACAAACCCAGUAUUAGGCCCCUCUCUAAGCAACUUUGCCUACAGCACAUGGCUACUGAAGAAGUAGGAACUGGAAACACUAUGAAGAGGAGAUCCUUAAUCUCAUAUUCAAAAAAUAGUGGUGUGGGAGGUCUAACGUAUAAAGAUGCGGGUGUUGAUAUUGAUGCCGGGUCCGAGCUAGUUCGAAGAAUUGCUAAGAUGGCUCCGGGUAUUGGAGGCUUUGGUGGUCUUUUCCCACUUGGAGAUUCAUAUCUUGUUGCUGGCACAGAUGGUGUGGGAACCAAACUUAAACUUGCAUUUGAGACUGGAAUUCAUGAAACUAUUGGGAUUGAUCUGGUGGCUAUGAGUGUCAAUGACAUCAUUACUUCUGGGGCAAUUCCAUUAUUCUUCCUUGAUUAUUUUGCCACAAGCCACCUUGAUGUUGACCUUGCCGAAAAGGUUAUUAAAGGCAUUGUUGAUGGAUGUCAACAGUCCAACUGUACUCUUCUUGGGGGAGAGACAGCUGAAAUGCCAGAUUUCUACGCUGAUGGAGAAUAUGAUCUCAGUGGUUUUGCUGUCGGUAUUGUAAAGAAGGAUUCAGUGAUCAAUGGGAAAAACAUUGUGGAGGGAGAUGUUCUUAUUGGACUUCCAUCUAGUGGGGUCCAUUCUAAUGGGUUUUCUCUUGUCAGAAGGGUUCUUGCCCAUAGUGGCCUUUCUUUGAAGGACCAACUUCCUGGUGAAUCCAUCACUUUGGGUGAAGCUCUGAUGGCACCAACUGUUAUCUAUGUUAAGCAGGUGCUUGACAUCAUCAGCAAGGGUAGUGUGAAGGGAAUAGCCCACAUCACAGGUGGUGGCUUUACAGAUAACAUACCUCGAGUUUUUCCAAAAGGUCUUGCAGCAGCCAUUUACAAAGAUUCUUGGGACGUCUCUCCGGUGUUCAGAUGGAUCCAAGAGGCUGGAGGAAUAGAAGAUGCGGAGAUGAGGCGAACCUUCAAUAUGGGUAUUGGGAUGGUUCUAGUUGUUAGUCCAGAGACUUCAGUGAGAAUUCUUGCAGAGAGAAGGAAUUCUGCAUACCGUAUUGGUGAAGUCGUAAGUGGUGAAGGUGUAAUUUAUCAUUAAGAUCUCGAAAGAUGUUUGUAAACAUUUUUCUUUUUGAUCUUUCUGUAAUUUAUUUGAUAGCAAAUUUUCUCGUGCAAUAAAUAUAUAAUUUUGAUAAUGUUGUCUGCUUUGGCAUCAA